UUCUAAACGACAUACACCUCAUAAUGGAUGCGGAAGAGCACCAAGAGCACAAGAUUGAGCCCCUUUCUAAAGACGCCACACAAGUUUUGCACCGCUACGGGGCACUGCCGCGUCGAAAAAGUUUACUUGAACACCAGACCAGAAAAUAUUUUGACUCCGGAGAUUUCGCGCUCUCUGCAGCUCAUAGAAUGGCUGAUGAGGGCGCAAUUCAAACCGGAACCUCCCAUCCUAUUCGGGACGGCAUUCCACAUCCCUUUGCACCGGUUCCCAACGCUAGCAAUGUCAGUAGGGAUGCCAACAAGGACUUACUUACACAAGGCAAACAUCCACUUUCCAAGAUGGUGCAAGGCCACCUCCGCAACCAACUCGAUGAUGGGGAUGUCAAAGCAGAGGACACGGGAGAAUUUGCCGCACGGGCAACAAUCGGCGAAGAUUGAUAUGUGUUGUGGCUGUGUUGCGGCUAUGGCAAAAUUGCUAUUUUGAUCUUGGCCUGUAAUGUUCUGUUGGCGUUAGGGACUCCUUACUAGUAAUUAGUUGAACUGGAGGGACAGUCUUCAUUGUAUAUAGCUCCCGCUGAGGGUCUUGGCUAAAUAGCUAUCUGAUAUUCGGACUUGUCAAUUUCAUUAUUCAUGGAUCUAUCUUUUGAAUAUUGAAAUCAAUUCAAGGGUACUCAAUAAUACAUACUGAUUCAUUUGUGCAGGAAACAUUGGAUUACUCAAGUCGAAGAAACCUUAUUCUCGGAGUAUGGGUGGUCGACG
Aspergillus pseudotamarii is the source of this 758-nucleotide messenger RNA. RefSeq lists its product as uncharacterized. The transcript is spliced from 3 exons. Lineage: Eukaryota; Fungi; Ascomycota; Eurotiomycetes; Eurotiales; Aspergillaceae. The record is from RefSeq and is a predicted model, not a curated record. The coding region runs from base 24 to 437 and encodes 137 amino acids.